This is a messenger RNA of Mercenaria mercenaria, 4820 nucleotides long. RefSeq names its product small acidic protein-like. The coding region runs from base 56 to 586 and encodes 176 amino acids. The transcript has 4 exons. Lineage: Eukaryota; Metazoa; Mollusca; Bivalvia; Venerida; Veneridae. The record is from RefSeq and is a predicted model, not a curated record.
AUAUGCGUAAAAAAUUUAGAUCUUACGCACGCGCACUUUGGUAGUAAGCCCCAACAUGAGUACCUCAGACGAAUCGAGAGAAAAGAAGAACAACGAAGCAAAAUCGGAAAAAGAAGAUGUGGUGCCAGCAAAGGUACAUUCAGCAAAUAGCUGGGAGACUGCUGAUCUUGGAGAUGAAGACAGAAAUAAGAAAUUUUUACGUUUGAUGGGUGCUGCCAAGUCGGAACACCAGGGAAGGUUUAUCAUAGGUGAGAAAGACAUGCCUGCUCACAAACACUCCAGAGAUAAGAAACAGACAGAAGAAAUAGAACAAGAGUUGGAAGAUCAGUAUAAACACACAUUUGAACAUAGAAUUACAAAGUGGUCACAUAAAGGUUUAGGAUUUGAUGAUGAAAAGAAAGAAGUGACAACAGAAUCCAGCCAAUCAGGAGAUAGCAAACAAGACUCUGAGAACAGUUCUGUGUCUGAUUCAAAAUCUGAGGACCAAUCAGGGAAGAAGAGAGAAAGUUCUGAGCCAGCAAAAAAUCCUGAAGUUCCUCCAAAGAAACCAAAAAUGAUGAUGAAUUUUGUGAAAGCCAGUGAUUGAAAUUUGUACAAAGUCUAAGACUUUUAAAAGAACAUAUAAAAACAGAACUGCAGAGUUGGUUAAGUCUGAGCAUGAUCACAUUUAUGCAAAAAUAUUUUGAAUGAAGAAUCUAAAGUGCGAUACCUUAAUAUUUUCUAACUGGACAUUAUGUCAAUAUGAUACCCCUACUAAAUAAGGAUAUUUUUUUGGGAAUUGUUUUCUUGAAUAUCUCUGAAACCUGUUCAGAUAUCAUUUUGAAACUUAAGAAACUUUCAGGAUCAUAACAUGUGUUCAUAUACCAGGUCCCAUAACUCUGACUUUUCAUUUUUUAGAAUGAUUACCCAUUAUGCACUUGGAAAAUGCCCCAAAAUGACUUUUCCUUCAAUAUUUCUGAAACCUAUGCAUGCAUUGGAUUUGAACUUCAUGCAUGUGAGUUCCAUAUCUACCUUUUAUGGUGACAAAAUUAUUCCUCUUCUGGACUCUGAAAAUGUGGCAAAACAGUUUCUUUUAUUGAAUAUCUCUGAAACCAAUGAAGUGAUUACACUGGAACUUCACAUAAACCUUCAGGCUGGUACCGCUUACAUACAGUUCACAUGACAAGUCCCAUAAAUCUGACUGCUAUUUUUACUUUCGUUUUUAACAACAUUAUCUCCCUUUACUGAAGGAAUUUGAAUAUAAUUUGAAAGAUUGAUAGAUUAUAUUGAGAGGAAGUGUAGAGCAUAAAAAACACAAUUCUUUUUUAAACAAUUUAAAAAUUAUCUUUACCCUUUACAUUCUGAUGUCUUCAGCUUCACUGAACUUACUGUAAUCUUGUGAGGACAGUGAAAUCCACAAGAACCAUAAUUCGUAUUGUCUGUUUUCACCACUGUAUCCCUUUCGUUAUAAUUUUUUCACAGUUUAAUCAUUUUAUGGCAGUUCUGCAUAUUUAAAAAGCCUUGAGUUGUUAUGGCCAAUUAUCUGUAAAAUGUAGUAUGCAGUCUGGAUCAGGCAUACAGAUAUGUAAAUAGAUCUAUAAAUAAAUAGCAGCAAUUGUAUUACUUGAUAAAGGGGCAACAUUUUUAUCUUGCAUAAGAUUGAUUAUUAUAUAAGCUUGUAUAAAAGCCUAAAUUGAGUCAUAAAAUCAGCUUGAAAUUAGCAGGUCUCUGAAUUGAAGGCAAUAUCUCAAAAAGAAAGACAGAAUGUCACUUUACAACCUAGAGAAGUUUCAUUAAAAUCUAUACUUACAUGAAAAUAUCAUCAAAACUGUGAUUUUUCCAUAGACACCCAUUAAGAAGAUUUGAUUGGGAUCCAUCUGAAAAAAAAAUUAAACACAUGAGUCACAUGACCUUAUUUUUGCAUUGGCCAGAAGAUAGUUUAUGAUCUUUAUCUUUGUUUUGGAAAAAUCAUUGUUUAAAUCAAAUUCUCCAUUGUAGAAAAUUUUUGAUUUGAACAUGCAAAACUACUUUAGGACAGUACCUCAGUCCACUGAUAAGAAUUUAGAGUAAAUUGAUAUAUAGCUAGACUGCAAAGAGAGUUAGUGAAAGUAUGAGAAGCAUAACUCUGCUUUGUUUGAUUUAAAAAAAAAUAACCUUUUCCUUAAUUUUUUACCUUUUUAUUGAAGAGAAUUGAAUGAAAACUGUUUAUACAUGUAACACAGUGAUAAAUGUUAAAAAGAGCAAGUCUUAAUAAGAAUUAACUCCCUUGAAGGGUUUGUCCCAACAAGCCAGACUUGUGAGUCACGCUGGAUCAUUGUCUGGAUAUAGCCAAAAUGUAGGAAGGGUGGAGAUAAGAUGAGACUGGAUUUUAAGUAAAGACUUAUGGCUGGUGUGCAAGUUCUUCCGCAAUACAUAUGUGCUGUUAGUGUUAUUUCUAGAGCUCAAAAAGGGCAGGGUGCUGCCAAAAAAGGGCAGGGUGCUGUUUUUAACAGGAAAGUUACCGUAGUUGCGUUUCUAGAUGUUUAUAGUUAUGUAUUCAUUACAUUUAUGAUUACUGUACACUUAUCAAAGAAUAAAGUGGUAAAAGGUAUCUUCCCAAGACCAGUAACAGUGUUUACAUAGGGCUUUUACAUUACUUUAUAUUUCUGGUCAAAACAUUCAAGUUUUUUUCCUAAAAAAUGUCACAUAGGAUGUCAGCUUAUUAUAUUAUUAAUAUAUUAUAUGCCAUUUAAGUUUGAAACCAAGAUUAUGUUACAACAUAUCAAAAAGGUCUGUUUCAUCUAGGUAACAUUAUAAACAAAUACUAAUCAAAAUUCAUGUUAUAUUGAUUAGGUCUAUUGUUAAUAUUUCAUUAACAGAAAAUUGCUAAAGAAGUCUGUAAAAAAACAUAUCCAAAAUUUACUAUCCGGAUACUGGUACACUUUAUGAAUAUCGUCUGAAAAGUGGUUUUUACUCAGUUUAUUUGAUCCAUUAGGGUAAACCAGAGAUAGUUCCUCAGAUUUUGAUGUUACUUAUCAUAAAAAAAUACGCUUAUAGUGAGCUUUUUUGAAGAAUUAUGGAAAAAUUGCAUAGGACAUCGGGUGUAAUUAGAAUCGUGAACGGACAUUCUAAACUUAUUUUUGCUUUCGUAAUUCAUUAAAAUUUGUGCAUUUUCCAGUUGAAAUUAUGGUAGGAUCAAACUACAUUGUUGUAUUCUUAUUAUAUACUAAACAGUUGUCGAAUUUGUUGCAUGAAGAAAUCUUACAGGGUACUUUUCACGUGCUCGGUAAUCAGCUGGCCGCUUACGGGCAAUACAUUAAUUGGCGCCAUUUUGACAGUACACGGGAUCAAAACUCUUUAUCAAUUAGUUUUAACACUUCACUGAUUCUUGUUGCCUGUGUGCACUCGCCGUGACGUAAUUUGCUGAUUAAAAAAUCGGCCAGGCAUGUCAACAGGAUAAAUGGCGGAAUUUAGCAGAUCAAAGGUAGGAGGGCACAUUUUAAGGGCAGCGUGGCGGCAGUUAGAAAGGGCAGGGCGGGGCUCCCCGCUGCGUCGCUCUAGAAAUAACACUAGCUGUAGACAAUGGCAUUCUGCUGACUUUGUGUCACCAAGUUUUGUUGUAUCUUUUACACAAGCUUUUACUUUCAGUUUCAUGCUAUACAAUCUUGACAUAUUUUAUUUAUCUUGUGAACAACAAUAAUUGAAAUAUAUAUUCAACGGUAAUGAUGAGGACUAUAUUUAAGAAUGUGUUCAUAUUGAUGUAGAGAUGAUAAAGGGUUUCAUUUCAGAAAUGGUGUUGGGGCCUCUGUUGCCGAGUGCUUAAGGUGGCUGACGUCCAGGCACUGACACUGCACUGCUGUGGGUUUGGAACCUUGUUUGGGGUGUGGAAUUGUUUCGUGUGAGGAAGUCAUCUAGAUGACUUGUGGAAGGUUGGUGGUUCUGCCAAGGUGCCUAUGUGUGCCUGAAAUAAUGCACAUAGGGGCACCUGGGGUCUUCCUCUACCAUUCAAAGCUGGAUUGUCAACAUAGACUUAUAUAUGACCUUUAAUUGUGAUGUUAAACCCAACAAAAACAAAAACAAAAUAGGAGAAACAGUUUUUUUGUUUUUUUAUUGUAAAAAAAAUGUAUAAAAUCAGAAUUGUUUUUCUUGUUUAUCUUGACAAGUGUAUUGAUUUACUUAAUAUAAUCUACUUGCAAGGUUAAUAUGAUGCAAUAUAUGAUUUUGGUGCAGUUAUGAAAUUUAUCUGUGGCAUUAUCUUGGGGUAAAAUGUAGCCAUAUAUUUUUAGAAAUGUCCACUAAAGAACAUUUUUGGUAAGGCGUAAAAAAAAAAAUUGUUUGUUUCCGGUAUCCCGACCUUCCCCUUAAUUUUUGGCCCGACCCUAAAUGUUUUUAUGGCCUUGGAGAACAUUUUUUUCAACUUUUUAACAAAAAGAUGCAAAACUGCACUUUUUAUGCUUUAAACAUGGCCAGUGAUGUUAGAAAUCAACUUACUGAUGCUCUAAAGGCAUAACCCCCUUAUUUGUAAUCAUUUUUUGACAAAAAAAUAAUUUCCGAAAAGUCUCCCUUAAUAAAAAAAAAUUCAAAAAAAAAAUUUUCCGACCUACCUACCCUAAUUUUUUUGAGCAUGUUACCGGAAACAAAGAAUUUUUUUUUUUAGGCCUAAUAUUUUAAGAGGGUAAUUGCCCUUGGAAUGUUUUAAUUUAAAAUCUUAGCACAUAACAGUGUCAUGUUUUAGAAAAGUCUUAAGAGCUAACAUGUCAUUGUACCGCAUAUUCAGUUAAAACUGAGAAAUGAGUUUGUUGAACAUUAUUCAUGUCUUGAUGGAUUAUAAUAUUUCCUGAAUUAAACAUUUUAAAUUAGAA